AUGGAAUCAACCCACGAGCCCGCCGACCCUGUCGCCAAGGGCAUCCUCCCCACAGCCCGUCAGUCAUGGAAGGACCUCUUCAUCUGGAAGCAGCGCGUCGUCGUGACCAACGUGUACGGCGAGACUGCAACAGAAUGGGCAAAACCCGUGCCUCUGAAGAACCCCAUCAGCUUGCUCGCCCAGCUCUCAGGCCGUGACUGGAUCUGCUUUACGGUCGGAUUCUGCGCCUGGAGUGCCGAUGCCUUUGACUUCCAUGCCUUGUCCAUCCAGCAGGUCAAGCUGGCGGCCUACUAUGGAGUCAGCAAGACCAGUGUGUCGACGGCGAUUACGUUGACGCUGCUGCUUCGGUCGAUUGGUGCCGCUGCGUUUGGUCUGGCGGGUGAUCGAUGGGGGAGAAAGUGGCCGAUGGUGGUCAACAUGAUUGUUUUGGGCAUCUUGCAGAUUGCUACCAUCUACAGCUCGACAUAUUCGCAGUUCCUUGGUGUGAGAGCUUUGUUUGGAUUGUUCAUGGGUGGAGUGUACGGUAACGCCAUUGCAAUGGCCUUGGAGAACAGCCCGGUCGACGCCCGAGGUUUGAUGUCAGGUAUUCUCCAGCAAGGUUACGCCUUUGGUUAUGUGUGCGCCGCGUGCGCCAAUCUUGGGGUCGGUGGUGAUACCGAUAGCUGGAAGACCGUGUUUUGGAUUGCUGCUGGUUUGUCCAUUGGUGUUGGCAUCAUCCGCUGCUUCUUCCCCGAGUCCAAGCAGUUCCUUGAGGCACGCAAGGAAGGCAAGGCGCACGCCAACCCGUCCCAGUUCUGGAGGGAAACUAAGGUGAUGCUUCGCCAAGAGUGGAAGAUGUGUGUCUACUGCUGCAUUUUGAUGACUUGGUUCAACUACUACAGCCACACCUCCCAGGACAAUUACACCACCUUCGUACUUAGAGCGAAGGAACUGGAUAACUCGGGCGCCAGCCGUGCCAGUAUCAUCAUGAAGGCCGGCGCUUGUGUGGGCGGUACCAUCAUUGGCUACCUCAGCCAAUACUUUGGCCGCCGGCGGACCAUCAUUGUUUCCUCGCUCAUCAGCGGCUGUCUGAUCCCCGCAUGGAUCCUUCCCAAUUCCGAGCGCGCGCUGUCCGCCACCGGCUUCUUCAUGCAAUUCUUCGUCCAAGGAGCUUGGGGGGUCAUCCCAAUCCACCUGAACGAGCUUGCGCCGCCCGCAUUCCGCUCCUCGUUUCCCGGAAUCACGUACCAGGUCGGCAACAUGGUGUCGUCCCCGUCCGCACAGAUUGUUAAUGCCGUGUCGGAGAAGAUCCACAUCAUCAGCCAUACCGGAAAGCUGGUCGAGGCCUAUGGCCCGACUAUGGGCACUGCUACUGCGAUUAUUGUGAUGGGCAUCGUGGUCACCACGGCAUUUGGGCCCGAGAAGAGGGGUAGAGAGUUUGAGAAGGCACUGCCGGCGGGUAUGAACCUCCAAAAGCAGCAUGGUAAGCAGUUGGACGAUUUGGAGACGGGUCAUAUGGAGAUGGUGGCGAGUGAGUUGGAUGAUGAGAAGAGGGAGGGACGGGCAGUUCAGUAGAUGGAGAAUACUGCUGCCCCUGCCAAACAAUGAGCGUCGGGUGGCUUUCACAACACUUGGAAUCCAUGGUGAUGUUCCGGGGCAUGACGACUUCGUGUGCAUGUCCAUUCGAGAUAAUGAU
This is a messenger RNA of Neurospora tetrasperma FGSC 2508, 1675 nucleotides long. RefSeq lists its product as uncharacterized. Bases 1 to 1554 code for a protein of 517 amino acids. Gene Ontology annotation, biological process: transmembrane transport; carboxylic acid transport. The transcript is spliced from 3 exons. Gene Ontology annotation, cellular component: plasma membrane. The record is from RefSeq and is a predicted model, not a curated record. Gene Ontology annotation, molecular function: carboxylic acid transmembrane transporter activity. NCBI's taxonomy places the organism in Eukaryota, Fungi, Ascomycota, Sordariomycetes, Sordariales, Sordariaceae.